Fukomys damarensis (Damara mole-rat) is the source of this 2897-nucleotide messenger RNA. It is a transcript of the gene Pabir2, whose product is annotated as family with sequence similarity 122B. The coding region runs from base 142 to 1032 and encodes 296 amino acids. The transcript has 11 exons. Gene Ontology annotation, molecular function: protein serine/threonine phosphatase inhibitor activity. The record is from RefSeq and is a predicted model, not a curated record. Lineage: Eukaryota; Metazoa; Chordata; Mammalia; Rodentia; Bathyergidae.
CCGCCCCCAAGCCUCCGCCCCUUAGCCCCCGCCCCCAGCUGCCAGUCCCCAGAAGCUCAGUCUUGCAGUGAGUCUUGGAAGCCCAUAGCUAAGCACCAGGAGCUGAGUACUGCCCGCUGUGCCCUCCUGCAAGUCUCCGACAUGGCUCAGGAGAAAAUGGAGCUUGACUUUGAGCCUGACAGAUCUCAUGGGAGCACCCUGAGGAGGUCCAACAGCGCUCCUCUGAUCCACGGGCUCAGUGACCUUUCACAGGUUUUUCAACCUUACGCAUUUAAAACUCGGAGGAACAGUACAACAAUUAUGAACACUCACAGUUUGUUGCUGUCAUCUUCAACUAAUCGUAUCCCUAGUAGCAGACUGCAUCAAAUCAAAAGGGAAGAAAGCCUGGAUGUAAUGAAUAGAGAAACUGCACAUGAAAGGGAAGUGCAAACAGUAAUGCAAAUAAGCCAAUCAUGGGAUGAAAGCUUGAACCUGAGUGAUAAUGAUUUUGACAAGCCGGAGAAAUUAUAUUCUCCUAAGAAAAUUGACUUCACUCCGGUUUCCCCAGCACCUUCACCCACUAGAGGAUUUGGAAAGCAAUGCUUUUCACCAUCUUUGCAAAUGUUUGUGAGUAGCAGUGGGUUGCCAUCAAAUCCUGUUUCUAAUCCAAGACGAUUUAUAACCCGAAGAAGUCAGAGUCCAGUGAAGUGCAUUAGACCCAGUGUUCUUGGUCCUCUUAAAAGAAAAGGUGAGAUGGAGACAGAAAGCCAGCCGAAGAGACUCUUUCAGGGCACCACCAACAUGCUGUCUCCGAAUCCAGUGAAACGGUCUGAUCUCAGUUCAUGUCCGGAUAUUUUGGAUGGCAGUAGUAGCAGCAGUGGCUUAUCCUCAGACUCAGUGGCUACAGGCACCGCUCCCCCAGAAUCUCCAGUAGCAUGCUCCAAUUCAUGCUCUUCGUUCAUCUUGGAUGAUCUCUCACACAAGUGGUGUUAUCAAGGAGAAGAAAUUCCUGCCUUGACCAGAUGUGUGGAGCAUCUACAAAUGAAUGAAUAAUGUUCUUUACACAAAACCACUGUGUACAAAAGCAGGCGUCUACGGAGCUGUCAGUGUUUCUGGUGGUAUCAUGGGGCCUUAGGUGCCUUGGUAUAUUGUCAUGCUUGAAGGGAUUUAUAUCGUAAGGUUGCAUGGAAAAGGAGGCUUUAUGUGUGUGAUUGCCACAUACUGUUUUGGUUGCUGCUUUUUUUUUCUGAUUCCUUUUUGUCAUUGGAUUUGUUUGUUUUAUUGUGUGGUGAUUGGUGUUCUGGUUAUUGUGUUGCUGUCAGAGUGGUAAUCCAGUUCUUAUUCAUGCUGUGUUACAAUUUGGCAGUUUAUUAUCUACAAGGAAGCUUUUAGGAGUUGAAAAGUCAGUGUUAGUGUGCAUUCUGCUCUAAACAAGCUGUUUAAGCCGUAAACAGCAUAUAUGCUAGUAAGUGUGAGAUACCAAAUGUUAUUUAAUUUUUCCAAGAAGAAUCUCCAGAAUGAAUCCUUUAAGAAAUCUUGAGUAUAAUCUAAUGUUACGUGCUGUACUAUUUAUUUGACUAUAUAAAUGUCUGUUCUCAUAAGUUUCUUUCAAUAUUUGGAUAUUGUGGAGGAAUAUCUGUAUUUAAUGUGCACAUUUACACACUAAGAUCAUAAUAAUCCAGUUUUAAGUGAACAUAAGGAACAAAAACUACUGCACUUGUGUCUUUUGAAGGCAAAGAUCCUUCAACUUUAAAGAAAAACCAUGUGCUUUGAAGGCACUUAGAGAGACUAGUUCUAGUGAAUGGUUUGAAGGGAAACCCCUUCUCUUUCAACUAUUAGAGUACAUCACUUGGCUUGCAGUACAGUAGUUCUGUCAUGGAACCAGACAUGUUCUUUGUUUUAAAUUGUAAUGGGCACCAUAACAGCCCUCGCUAACUUUAGUUCUCGGGUUGCUUUUGCCUGUUCAAAGUGCAUAAUUGGUCAAGUUUAAUAUAAAUGUAUCUGUUAUGAAACUUGCCCGCUCGUGUGCUAUUUUAAAGAAAAAAUGUAGUGUAUCUAUUCUAUUUGUAAAAGGACCGUGCUAAGGUGUUUUUGUCCCUGUAAUAAUAGAUGGUUUUGUCUUUCAGGAGAUUUGUCUACGUUCACUCUACUAUCUUAUUUGCCUUAAAGGGACACUUGUAGAUUCCAAUUUAGGACUAUUAACAGAUAACCUUUGAAAUGUGAUUUUCUUUCAAUUUAUUUUUCAAGUUCAGUGGUGGGGUAGAACUUGGGUGAGAAAUUAAUUUCAGUGAUCUUACAUACCAGGAGGCAGGAUAAUUCACUUUGUUUAAAACGAGGUUCAUUUUUGUUUUUUAUUGUUCAAAUGGACUAGUAGCUGGACGUGGUGUUAUACACCUACAAUCCCAGAUACUCAGGAGGCUAAGGCAGGAGGAUCACAACAAGUUCAAGACUAGUUGGGCAACUUAGCAAGUCAGUGUCCCAAGGGGCUGGGGGAGUAGCAGUGUGAUAAAGCACUUGCCUAUCUUGUGGGAGGCCCUGGUUCAGUCUCCAGUACCAAAAUAAAUGAAUAUAUAAGUAAAUGGACUAGAAAGUUAAGUUUGUGCAAAGAUUGUCCUGAAGUAAGAGAUAUGCUAGCCCACAGAUGAGCUUUGUUGACAGUACCCCUUUAUUUUUAUAUAAAGUCUUAAUAUUUAAAAAGUGGUUAUUGUUAUAAAGUAAAAUUCUCUUUUCUUAUUCUAAUAUCAUAUUUCGUGUUUCUAUUUGAAAACAGAUAUGAGAAAUAAUACCUUAGGGAAAUACUACAGAUAGUGUUUUGGCUUGAUAUGUAAUCACUAUGUUUCAUAAUAGCUUUUGGAAUAACAAAGUUUUGUGAAAUGCUGGCUUUGUGUAUAUCUUAGAAUGCAAAGUUAAUAAAGUGU